GAGGGAGGGUGCUGUGCUGGACUCGUUCGAUCCGUCCACUGGUUAAAUGGGUAUAAAACGUCCUUCCUAGUCACUAGACACACAUGCACUUAUAUAGAAAGGGGCACACAUGCACUGCACACCGACUAAACACACACACAGACACAGACAGCAUACAAAUAAGACACACACGAUCUUUAGAUUAGAGGGAUGGAUGCAUUCGGACGACAUACAUACAUACGGUCACCAAUAAAGUACACACACGCACACACCGUCGAAGCAUCUCGCGCAUCGCCGCCACGCCAUCGGUCAAAAUCAGCCCGCCAGGGCGGGCCGUCUGCCUAUCUACACAAAAGUAAUGAAUUGAACGGUCAGGAUGGCCUCACCAGACGACCGCAUCGAUGGCCGGGCACGUCAGCACCAAAAAGGCGCCUGCGCACACAACACAUCCCGACACACAAUACCCAUCCAUCCAUCCGUCAUUCCCUCACCUCACCCACCUGUGCGAGGCAUGUAUCGCAGAACGGCCCUCAUGACGCACCUCGCCACUCCCCGGUUGCUUCCCUCAUGCCGAUGGGCCACAUGCGCAUUCACAGGGCUGCCGUCGACGGUGCUUGAGACGGUCGAGAUGGAGGGGCUGGCCAACGGCUUGCUGGCCAUCGGCACUGCCCGCGGCGCAGCUGCUGGGAUCUGCUGCUGCCUGGGGGCCUUGCGUAUCGACUGCGCCACUACCCAAAGCAGCCAUAUGAAGGCCUGAAUGAGAUAGAUGAGAGCACAACGCGUGUGUCUGUGUCCGUGUGUGUGAGAGAGAGUGUAGUGUGUAUCUCUGCCUGCUUACAUCGUCAUUUGAUGGCGCGUGUGGGUGGUUGCUGGCAGCGUCGAUGCUGACAGUGACGGGCAGCUCACAUGACCGGCACUGACCCACCAGCACCAACACGCGCUUCAUCCACCACCACCCAUUCCCUGGCCCAUGCCCCACCUCAACCACACUCAAAGCAGCCCUCAGCUGCCGACCCACCAGCCACUUGUCGAACCGGACGACGCCAACCAGGCCAUGUGACUCCGUUGCGGCCACCAGUGGCUCCAUGUGGGCAUCCCUGACCCAGCUGCCGCACCGGCAGAGUCGACACAUGCUGCGGCCGUCCAGCAGAGUGAACAGUCGCCGGAUGAUGGAUGUGGGCAGCUGGUGAACAGACGCAUGGAGGGUGUCGGGACUGGGGGAGCUGCUUGGUAGAGGGGCGCUUGAUGGCCUCAGCAGGACGAACCUCGGCAGCACACCUGCACACAGCACAGCCACACAAAGGCACAUGCAUGACACACAGACACACACGCCGCCCGUGUGUCAGUCACUGCUGUCACUUACCGAACUCGUCAAGGAUAGAGAAGCAUCCCUUCGGGAGGCUUUGCACAUCGUGAUUACCUGGCAAUGAUCACAUCACAUACACACACAUGGCAUGGCAACAGACAUGUGGUAUGUCAGUCAUCACAGCAGACAGACAUGUGGUGUGGUCAGACACUGAGUACCAUCGAAAGGUUCCCACAAGACGGUCCCAUUGCGUGCCCCAGAGACGACGUACUUGUAGUGAAUACGUCCUGCGGCGGGCAGCAGCACCUCGGUGGAAUUCCAGACGGGGAAACUGUCGCCAUCUGUUGUCAGCACCACUGCUUUGCGAGUGUCCCAGCUGCCCAGUGCAUCGUGACUCCCAACGACGCCAAGCCGGUCACCUGCAUGACAGUGGGCAGCGCAGCGUGCCACAGAUCCAUCACAUAUAGAUCAUCCUGUGUGCAGCCAGCGAGUCUGACAGCUGGGUGAACCAACCGGGUUGCGUGAUUGUGCAUUUGCACUGAAAGGUCAGCGAUGUGGUCCCUGAGCCACGCACCAUGAGGCGGC
Messenger RNA from Vitrella brassicaformis, 1870 nucleotides. NCBI's taxonomy places the organism in Eukaryota, Vitrellaceae. The record is from the annotation of a GenBank genome assembly.